This is a messenger RNA of Alosa alosa (allis shad), 8584 nucleotides long. It is a transcript of the gene scrib, whose product is annotated as scribble planar cell polarity protein. Gene Ontology annotation, cellular component: adherens junction; postsynaptic density; postsynaptic membrane. The record is from RefSeq and is a predicted model, not a curated record. Gene Ontology annotation, biological process: neurotransmitter receptor transport, endosome to postsynaptic membrane; neurotransmitter receptor transport postsynaptic membrane to endosome. Gene Ontology annotation, molecular function: protein binding. Bases 1317 to 7535 code for a protein of 2072 amino acids. Lineage: Eukaryota; Metazoa; Chordata; Actinopteri; Clupeiformes; Clupeidae. The transcript has 47 exons.
AGGGCGGUUGGUUGGCCGACGAGACGGCGAUAGAUCCACAAGCCAAGCGAGUCACAAUAAUAAAGGCGGAGUUGGCAGGGGCAGUCUGAACUCGGCAACAGCACACCUCAACUCGGCUUCCACAGGCAGGCAACUCACCGGCGGAUUACACUACAUUUGUUUAGUUACCAGAGGUGUAACAAUGGAAUGUUGACCAGCUAUAUGAGUAAAACUAAAACGGAGAAAUUACCCGUACAUUGCGCACGUCACCGCGGACUUUGCGUACGAGACUGGCAACGGAGAGCUACAAAGCCGGCUGUGCCGUAUGGUUGAGAGCAGCCCAGCCCCCAACGAGUCGGAGUGGCCUGCUCAAAGGAGAGGGAAAGCUAACUUAGCUGAUGCAUUAACUUACCCUGUUGCUGCAUCUUACUGUUCGGUUUAGGUUUUACCUUGACAUCAUCGUUUAAAAGGGAUUUUAACGCACUAUGUCGUAAAAAGUUGGACUGUUGUUUCAUUUGGCUUAUAGCCUUUUAAGAGACAUCUGCAGGUUGUUUUGUGUUGGAUAACGUUCGCGUACAGCGUUGAUAAUAACACUGCUAGCCGGGUAGCUAGCAAGGUAGCUAACGUUAUAGCUACGUCGUUUCAAAUUAGCUAGAUUGUCUCAAAGCUGUGCACUACUUUUAGAGCAACAGCAGGUUAAACAUUUAAUUCCAAAACGCAGACACAUGAUUCCUUUGAUGACGAAUGAUACUGGUCAUUGUACGCGUUAGUAGACAGCUGGUGAAUGCGCUUUUGUGAAUUUGCCAUAUACCUCGCUUGGCUUUCCAUUCUCGUCAGUUUAACAUUAGGAUUUGGCUGUUGUAACGUGAAAACCCUGGUGUAAGGAUUUUAAGGCGAUAUUUUGAUCUUUGUGUAACUGUUAGUCAAUUUAACCGAUGCUGUGAAAUGCAUCUGUAUACUUGUGCAAGGUCUGUGUACUUUACAAGAUCUUCGUCGCAUUUUAACAAGCUGGUUAACUUACUAUCCAAGAGGGAGUUGAUCUGAUUGCUCGCUUUUUGCGCUGCAGCAUUUGAGCGCAUUGAAGUUUCUGGGAGUAAGAACUGGAAUCCAAAAAAUAAUUGAAGUUUAAGUGGAGUUGUGUGUCGUUUAGAUUGGUCAUCUGUUUGUCUGUGUGGGGCUAAGGGCUGUAUUGGGACUCUUGCAUCCUUCCUAAACCAGCCGAGCUCCUCUGCGAGACCUUCUUUACUUUCGCCCUGAUCUCUGCUCUAUUCCGGCUCCUCUCUCCGAUGUGGAGUGUCUGAGUUUCACCGGCAACCUUUCUCCCCCGGAGGCCGGACAUGCUUAAGUGUAUUCCACUGUGGCGCUGUAACCGCCACGUCGAGUCGGUGGACAAGCGGCACUGCUCCUUGCAAACUGUCCCCGAUGAGAUCUACCGCUACAGUCGAACCCUAGAGGAGCUGCUUUUGGACGCCAACCAGCUUAAGGAGCUACCCAAGCCAUUCUUCCGCCUGCUGAACCUGCGUAAGCUGGGCCUGAGUGAUAAUGAGAUCCAGCGACUCCCGCCAGAGGUGGCAAACUUUAUGCAGCUGGUCGAGCUGGACAUCUCCAGAAAUGACAUUCCUGAGAUCCCCGAGAGCAUUAAGUUCUGCAAAGCGCUGGAGAUCGCCGACUUCAGCGGAAACCCCCUCUCCAGUUUGCCAGAUGGCUUCACACAACUCCGAGGCCUUGCCCACCUCGCACUCAACGACGUGUCUCUGCAGACUCUACCCAGCGACAUAGGAAAUCUGGCCAACCUGGUGACCCUGGAGCUGAGGGACAAUCUGCUGAAGUCUUUGCCAACGUCUCUGUCCUUUCUUGUAAAACUGGAGCAGCUGGAUCUGGGCAGCAAUGUGCUGGAAGUCCUGCCGGACACACUGGGAGCCCUCCCGAACCUGCGUGAGCUGUGGUUAGACAGGAACCAGCUGACCUCAUUGCCACCUGAGCUGGGAAACCUGCGCCGACUUGUGUGCCUGGACAUCUCCCAGAACCGUCUGGAGGAAUUGCCCAAUGAGCUCAGCGGCCUGCUGGCUCUCACAGACUUGCUGCUCUCUCAGAACCUCCUGGAGGUCAUCCCCGACAGCAUCGGCUCCUUGAAGCAACUGUCCAUUCUGAAAGUGGACCAGAACCGGCUUUUGCAACUCACAGACUCCCUGGGAGAGUGUGAGAACCUGACGGAACUCAUGCUGACCGAGAACCUCCUGCAGUCUCUGCCCCGCUCGCUGGGGAAGCUCAAGAAGCUGACCAACCUGAACGUGGACCGGAACCGGCUUGGCACGGUGCCCCCUGAGCUGGGCGGCUGUGCCUGUCUGAACGUGCUCUCGCUGCGGGACAACCGGCUGGCCAAGCUGCCCGCUGAGCUCGCUGACGCCACCGAGCUGCACGUGCUGGACGUGGCUGGGAACAGACUGCAGAACCUGCCAUUUGCUCUGGCUAACCUGAACCUGAAAGCCAUGUGGCUGGCAGAGAACCAGUCGCAGCCCAUGCUCAAGUUCCAGACCGAGGAUGAUGAGCAGACCGGAGAGAAGGUGCUAACCUGCUACCUCCUACCCCAGCAACCCACGCCCAGCCUUGAGAACCUACUACAGAACAGUGUGGAUGAGUCCUGGACAGACAGCAACCUUAACCGCGUGUCGGUCAUCCACUUCCAAGAGGAGGCCAAGCCAGAGGAAGAGGACGACGAAGCUGCUGCUGAGAGAAGGCAGGGUCUCCAGCGCAGGGCAACUCCCCACCCCAGCGAGCUGAAGGUGAUGAAGAAGGUGAUCGAGGAGCGCAGAAACGAGGCCUACACCGCCAAACCAGACGGGGACCUGGAGUCUCCCGACUCCGAGGAGAAGCGCCUGAGUGGAGUGUCCAAUCAAAGCCACGACUCUCAGGCCUCCAACAGCACUGCCUCUGCGACCUCCCAUGAUGAGAGGCAGGGCCUCAACAACCAGAGGGAGGCUCUGGUGGACAGCCACAGACACGACCAGGAGGACGAGGAACUAGAUGAGAUGGAGGUGGAGUAUAUUGAGCCCACUGUGCACUUUGCUGAGGAACCCAUCAUCCGAGGCGGUGACGAUGAUGAAGACGAUGACGAGGACAAUGACGAUGGCGGUAGCGACGACAACGCCGAGCCGCCUCCCCCAUACCCUGGCCAGAAGCAGCGCCUGAUCCGCAAGGACACCCCACACUACAAAAAGCACUUCAAGAUCACCAAGCUGCCCAAGCCCGAGGCCGUGGCCGCCCUCCUGCUACAGGGCUACAACCCCGAUAGCCUCCCCCACUCCCCGCACGAGCAGAACAAUGCAGAAGAGGAGGAGGAGGAGGAGGAAGAGGAGGAGCGAAAGGACAUGAGACAGAGAGAGGAAGAGGAGGAUGAUGAGGAGCAAGGGGUGAGCGCUUCUACGCCGCUGCUUCAGCGGACGCCGGGCCCAGAGCUGGAGAACAGCCGGCUGCUGCACGUCAACUCCUCCUUGCAGCCGGUCAAGGGGGUGUCAUUUGAUCAAGUCAAUAAUCUGCUGAUUGAGCCUGCUCGAAUUGAGGAGGAAGAGUUGACCCUGACCAUCCACAGGCAGACAGGAGGUCUGGGUAUCAGUAUUGCCGGUGGAAAGGGCUCCACACCCUAUAAGGGGGAUGAUGAGGGCAUCUUCAUCUCGAGAGUGUCAGAGGAGGGGCCUGCUGCACGUGCAGGAGUUAAAGUGGGAGACAAACUCCUAGAGGUGAAUGAUGUCCUCCUGCAGGGUGCUGAGCACCACACAGCAGUGGAGGCUCUGCGGAGCUCGGGUGCGGCCGUCACCAUGACGGUUCUGCGGGAGCGGAUGGUGGAACCGGAGAAUGCCAUCACCACCACGCCGCUGCGGCCCGAAGACGACUACUUCCCGCGGGAGCGGCGCGCCAGCGGUGUUCCGUUCUGCAUGGAGCCCGGCUCGCCCGCACCCAGCACCGACACCUUUCGCCUGUCCACAUGCCUGCUGCGCAACGACAAGGGUCUGGGCUUCAGCAUCGCUGGAGGAAAGGGCUCCACACCCUACCGGACUGGAGACACGGGUAUUUUCAUCUCUCGUAUUGCAGAGGGCGGAUCAGCGUCCAGAGACAACGUCCUCAAAGUGGGAGACAGGGUCAUCUCUAUCAAUGGUGUAGACAUGACAGAGGCCAGGCAUGACCAGGCAGUAGCGUUGCUUACCGGCACCUCCCCCACCAUCGCCCUGCUGGUGGAGCGCGAGCAGGGCCCCCACGCCGGCCGCGGCCGAGCCCACUCCCCCCCGCCCCCAGAGCCUUCCGACUCCCCCGAGCAGGAAGAGCCCAACGACGAGCACGCCAACCACCUCAGCCGCACCAUGGAGGACGAGUACCCCAUCGAGGAAGUGAUAUUGGUAAAAGCAGGUGGACCGCUAGGACUGAGUAUCGUGGGUGGCAGCGAUCACGCAAGUCACCCGUUUGGCGUCAAUGAGCCGGGGGUCUUCAUCUCUAAGGUGAUCCCCCAUGGGCUGGCGUGUCAGAGUGGGCUGCGUGUGGGCGAUCGGAUCCUGGAGGUGAACACCACCGACCUGCGGCACGCUACACACCAGGAGGCGGUGAGAGCACUGCUCUCCAACAAGCACGAGAUCCGCAUGCUGGUGCGCCGGGACCCCUCCCCACCUGGCAUGCAGGAGAUCGUGAUCAUGAAGCAGCCUGGUGAGAAGCUGGGCAUCAGCAUUCGAGGAGGAGCCAGAGGCCACGCUGGAAACCCCUUUGACGCCACAGAUGAGGGCAUCUUUAUCUCCAAGGUGAGCUCCACAGGGGCGGCGGCGCGUGACGGACGGCUGCUGGUGGGCAUGCGUAUCCUGGAGGUGGGCAACCACAGCCUGCUGGGCAUGACUCACACGGAGGCGGUGCGGGUGUUGCGCUCCACCGGAGACACGCUGGUGCUGCUGGUGUGCGACGGCUUCGACCCUCGCAACGUCACAGGCAUCGAGUCUUCACCUGGGGUCAUCGCCAACCCGUUUGCAGGUGGGAUUGUCCGGAAAAACAGCAUGGAGAGCAUUUCAUCCAUCGACCGAGACCUCAGCCCUGAGGAGAUGGACAUCCUGCAGAAGGAGGUAGAGAUGGCAAGAGAGACCUCCCAGUGGGAGAGGGAGGAGAUGGAGAAAGUGGAGCGCAUGCGUUUGGAGCGCGAGGAGGCCACACGGCAGCUAGAGGAGGAGGCCGAGAACAUCAGCGCCGGUCCUCUGAAACUGGACUACAAGACACUGGCAGCACUACCCACAACCAGUCUGCAGAAGGUCAACCGGUUCUCUCCCUCGUUCUCUGCUUCCGUCCCAAUGGAGGCUGGCCUGCAGUGCGUUGCCCCCGUAGACCCCCUGGCCUUCGAGCCCGGGGUGGUCCUCACCACGUACUUCUCCCCCGAGCCCAUCAGUGUGGUCCCUGUGUCCCCCAAGAUGAGCGCGGUGCUCCCCCCGGCCUCCGGCCUCACCCAGGAGCCCCCCAUACAGCAUCCCGCCACGCCACAGGAAGGGGAAGAGGAGGAGGAGGAGUGUCUGGUGGACUCCCAACCCAUCUGCUUCAGCGAAAACCCGUUCCUGGUGGCCAAUCGCAAGGGCAAAGGGCGCCCCCCACAAGAGCGUAUUCUGUCUGGGCCCCCAGUGGGUUAUGGGAAACAAGGCCAGCUGAAGACCUGGCAGUACACUAAGGCACCCUCCACAGACGCCCAGAGGACAGACAGUCCUAUUCGUGAUGUGUCCUACUCACCCAGCUCCCAGCCCCCGUCUGUUAAGCAGCACUCCUCCCCAGCCCAACCGGCAGCUGGCAGAGAGACCCGGUUUGCCAGUAUCCAUUUCACCUCUAAUGCCACUCCCAAGGACAAUUCAUCUACCAAGCCGGGUGUGAUCCAGCCCAUGUCUCGCAUGAGGCAGACGGCCUCGCCAGUCAGUCAGGAUGGCCACAGCAGCCCCAACCCCUUCCAGCAUGGCCCCUCCCCCAUCAACUCCCAGACUUCUCCGCGCGCCCCUUCCCCUGACACAAUUGAAGAGUUCCCCAUCAAUAUCAAGCAGGCCUACAAGGCCUUUGCCGCUGUGCCCCACUCUCUGGCAGUGCUGGAGCCGCCUCAGGACAAAUUUGGUCAGCGGAACAAUGUUCACCCUGUACAGCCAUCCCCUGAGUCCGAUGGGGGAGAUGAUGUGUUCACAGAUGAGGUGGAGGUGGACGGGGGAUCGGACUCAGUCUUCCCCCGCCCCUCCCUUGCCUCGGAGGACUACGCAACUCUGGCAGCAGUGCCACGUCUUUCGCGGCCCACUGUGGAGUUUAAGACGCCUAGUCCCAUGGGAAGGAACAGCCCAGAGCAGCGCUCCUUCAGGGAUCGACAGAAGUACUUUGAGAUCGACGUGAAGCAGCAGACUCCAGACAACAAGCCCAAGCCCCGUGUCUCCUUGGUGGGGGAGGAUGACUUGAAGAAGAUGAGGGAGGAGGAAGCAAAGCGGUUUGACCAGUGUGCACGGGACUACUUGCUUGAUGAGGAAGAGGAAGAGGAGGAAGACCUUGCCAAACAAGUGGCUGCAAUGAAGGCCAGUGGAAAGGUGCUGCUGGAUGGCGUGGAGUACAAGGUUGAGAGUGUGGGUGGGAACAACUCACACGCUGCCACGCCCCCCAGGAUGUGUGCCACUCCCCCUAGCUACAACUCCACACCGCCAAGCUACUGUGGAACGUCCGGGCCUUCAUCAAUUGAUGGCAGAGGAGACUCACAGAGAAACUCCAUGGAGGAGACUUUCAGACUGGACCAGAGGCCCAACUCCAUGACUGGACUCGUGCCCAUGUACCCUGGUGUUGAGUCUGCCGCACCCAUCCGCACUGCCAAGGCGGAGCGCAGGCACCAGGAUCGUCUGCGCAUGCAGAGCCCCGAGCUGGCCAUCGCAUCAGACAAGGAACUGUCGCCCGCAGAGAAGCGUGCCCUGGAGGCCGAGAAGAGAGCCAUGUGGAGGGCGGCCAGGCCUUAUGGCCUAGAGGAGGAUGUCAGGCAGUAUGAGCAGGAUCUGGCCAAGAGACUGUACCAGUCCAGAGUGCGGGCGUCGCAAGCCAGUGCCAACACCAACCCCAACCCUUCCUCCUCUUCCUCUUCCUUCCAGCCCAGGAUGAAGUCUCUGGAGCAGGAUGCCCUAAAGGCCCAGAUGGUCAUUGCCAAGUCCAAGGAGAACAAGAAGCGCAGCACACUGGACCAGCUGGUCGAGUCGCCCUCGCCAGCCCCGACCCCCUCCCCCACACCUCUGGAUGAUAUCAGUCCUCGAGGUGUGACAUCACCAGGCAGACUGUCCCUGUCAGAAAAGAAGUUUGACUACCGCCAGUUUGCCGCCAUUCCUUCUUCCAAACCUGUUUACAACAUCGAGUCUCCCGACACUGCUGACAACAUGCGCUACAUUGAUGACGGCUCCAGCAACCCAGCAGUGGGUGCUGAUGUGGAGGUUUCUGCUGUGGUGGGCAGCUCUGCUCUGGAGGAGAUGGCUCUCUACAGCAACAAACGCAAACUCCGCCAGGCUCGUCGCAGCCUAGAGACAGCAGUGCCCACAUAACCCCUAGACACACACUCACACAAACACACACAGUUGAGAUUCCCAUAAACAAUCAUAUACACACAUGCAAACACAUUCUCUUUAACACUAAUGACUGAGGUGAAGUUUUAAACACUAAUGUACCACACUUGUACUUAUACAGUUACUGCACAGUAAUCAGACUACACACACACACACAGUUUCAGACCAACUUUCAGAUCAAAGCACCAAGAUUCAUGUGUUCAAUUCACCCCACUGCCACAACCUUGAGGGGUGUCCAUGGACGUGUUCACCACUCCAGCUCCUUGUCUUCUGGACGCCAGUCAUGCCUUUCAGAGCCCAGGGGUUGGCCAGGGAAAGCCCGUGUUCCCAGUGCUCUGUGCUGGACAAAGAGCCAACGUGAUGCUACCAGACCACCAACACUUAACUCAUUCAUCUCACCGUUCUGUCAUACUCUCCUGCCGGCCUUCAGUUUGCGUUUUAGAAGCUGAAUUAUUUUAAACUGACAACUCACACUUUUUUUCUUUCUUUUUUUAAUUCACAUGUAGUAUUUUAAUGACAAAAAAACACAGUUGUUUUAUGAAGAGAGAAAACAUGUAAAGAAAUGUAGUUGCUGUUGUACUAACUUUUCUGUUAAGUUUGAUGAGAAUUGUUGAUGAUGACUAUGCUAGAGGUAUUCUGUCGCAGUUUGAGGAAGGAGAGACGGCUACCUUCACUACCCCCCUUCCACAGGUCCUAAAGCCCACCAGAUUAAACCAGAAACCCAUUUGUAGUCCACUCCAUUGUGAUCUUGUCAUUGUCAGGUGUUCUUCCUUUCUCAAAGUAAACGUCAUCCCAGAAAAGGGGGCGGGGGGAGUGGGGUUUUAUUUCUGAAUGCACCAAUUACCUCACGGGCAUGAGAAAGGUGGUGCAGAGCCUGGCGCAAUCACACUGCUCGAGGCCUUGUCGCAGAGCUUUAAAUUCAUGACAUAUCUGGCAAUCUGUCAUAUCCUCCAUGUGUGAAUUGGAGCUUGCUUCAGAGUUAUGCAGAUGAAUGUAGUUGUUUUAUUAUUUUUCUUGAAAUUUGUAUU